AUGCCAGAAGUAAAGCAGGUCGCCUGCCUGGCGCGAAGACAAGGUUCGGUCAAUGGGGCCGAUCGCAUCCAGCAGACACUGGAGCGAUAUGAUCUUUGGCCAACCUCAUUGACGCUGAUACAAAAGAUCAUGGUGUUGGAAGGUGACAUAAUAGAACCCGAUCUUGGGUUGGGCACUGAACGUUUCACCUGGCUCACGAAUUGGGCCUCGGUCGUCUUUCACCUGGGUGCGAAAGUGAACUUCUGUGAAACUUACGCCUCUCACUACCCUUCAAAUGUUGUGGGAACCAAAAAUGUGCUACGAGUCGCAGCUUUGGGCAAGAGAAAAUCUUUCCACUACAUGUCCAGCAUCGAUGUUUGGGGGCCCACGGGGUUCAUCCUAGGCACACUCCGGGUCCUUGAAGAUGAUCCAUUAUUGCCGCAUCUGCAAGCCCUUCGAUAUGAUUUGGGAUAUUCGGCAAGCCAAUGGACAGCCGAGCAAAUGGUCCGGCGCAUGCGAGACCGGGACCUUCCCGUCGCCAUUCACCGUCCUGGGUACAUCAUCGGGGACAGCAAAACCGGCGCCUUGAAUCCAAAUGAUUUCUUCUCGCGGCUGAUCAUGGGGUGUAUCCAGAUAGGCGCUUUUCCGGAUCUUCAGCAGAACCUGGAAUAUUGCACUAUCGACUAUGUCAUCUCGGCCAUGGUUCACAUUGCCUCGUCGAAUCGUAACCUUGGCCGGUCCUAUAGUCUCUUAUCACCGGAUCCUUCGGCGUCUAUUACUGUCCGCGAUACCUGUCAGGUGAUCAAUGAUGCUGGUUAUCCCGUCAAAUUGAUCAGGUAUUCCCAGUGGCUCUCCAAGGUCACUGCUGGGCAACUUCCGGAUGGGCCUUUGGCUCCCUUGAUGCCCAUGUUUGAGGAGCGCGUUCUGGGAGAGUUGACCCGCUGGGAGGCGAGUCAGAACACGCCCAUCUAUGACUCAACCAACGCCUUGGAGGCUCUCAAAGAUCGCCCAGAUAUUCAGUAUAAGCCUCUGGACCCCGAACUUUUGAAGCUGAUCAUUUCGUUCUGGACUCGGAAGGGAUUUUAUGAUGUCUGA
Messenger RNA from Penicillium oxalicum, 1074 nucleotides. RefSeq lists its product as uncharacterized. The record is from RefSeq and is a predicted model, not a curated record. The transcript has a single exon. The coding region runs from base 1 to 1074 and encodes 357 amino acids. NCBI's taxonomy places the organism in Eukaryota, Fungi, Ascomycota, Eurotiomycetes, Eurotiales, Aspergillaceae.